This is a messenger RNA of Anolis sagrei ordinatus, 2313 nucleotides long. It is a transcript of the gene RNPEP, whose product is annotated as arginyl aminopeptidase. Gene Ontology annotation, biological process: proteolysis. Gene Ontology annotation, molecular function: zinc ion binding; metalloaminopeptidase activity. Lineage: Eukaryota; Metazoa; Chordata; Lepidosauria; Squamata; Anolidae. The record is from RefSeq and is a predicted model, not a curated record.
GCCUUCCCGCGUCCCAAUCCCCUCCGCCGCGCUCCCCUUCUUCCUUGGGUCCUCCCCGGGGCAGGAUGGCGGCGCGAGACCCGGCCUCGGCUUGCAGCGCGGCCGCCUUCCGCCUCCGGCACUUGCACCUGGAGCUGCGCGUGGGCUUCGGGGCGCCGGGGGCCGCCGGCGGGGAGGUGCGGGGCUCGGUGCGCCUGGAGCUGACCUGCUUGGAGGAGCGGGCGGCCGAGCUGCUCCUGGACUCGCACCCCACCGUGGAGGUGCAGAGCGCCGCCUGGGCCGAGGCGGGAGAGGGCCCGGAGAGGCUCCGCCCGCUGCCCUUCCAGGACCACCGGCCCUUCGCCAGCUACGGCUCCGCCCUCCGCCUCGCCUUCCCCGAGCCCCUGGCCGCAGGGGACAAGCUCGUGGUGGAGGUCGCCUUCCGCGGCGGAGCCGGGCCCGGGGUGUGUUGGCUAACUCCCGAGCAGACAGCAGGGAAGCAGAAGCCCUAUAUGUACACUCAAGGCCAGGCUGUCCUGAAUAGAUCUUUUUUCCCUUGCUUUGACACCCCUGCAGUUAAAAGUACAUACUCGGCUGUUAUAAAGGUUCCUGAUGGUUUCACGGCCGUGAUGAGCGCGGUGACGCAAGAGAAGCAGAAGGACAACACUUUCUUCUUCAAAAUGCCUCAUCCCAUCCCGUCCUAUUUGAUUGCCUUGGUUGUUGGUGAUAUUGUUUCUGCUAAAGUGGGACCCAGGAGUCACGUAUGGGCUGAGCCCUGCCUGAUUGAGGCUGCACGGAAAGAAUAUGAUGGUGUGAUUGAAGAGUUUCUUGCCACUGGAGAGAAGCUUUUUGGACCAUAUGUUUGGGAAAGGUAUGAUGUUCUCUUCAUGCCCCCCUCAUUUCCUUUUGGGGGGAUGGAAAACCCCUGUAUCACCUUUGUGACCCCGUGCCUCUUGGCUGGUGAUCGUUCCCUGGCAGAUGUCAUCAUCCAUGAGAUCUCGCACAGCUGGUUUGGGAAUCUAGUCACCAAUGCUCAGUGGGGGGAGUUCUGGUUGAAUGAGGGCUUCACCAUGUAUGCACAGAGAAGGAUCACCACCGAACUGUAUGGUGCUGCUUACUGCUGCUUGGAAGCCGCUGCAGGAAGAGCUUUGCUUCGUCAACAUAUGGACAACACAGGAGAAGAUCACCCACUCAACAAGCUCAGGGUGAAAAUAGAGCCAGGUGUUGAUCCCGAAGACACAUAUAAUGAAACACCCUACGAAAAGGGCUACUGUUUUGUCUCCUACCUUGCCCACCUUGUGGGAGACCAGAGCAAGUUUGAUGGCUUCUUACAGGCUUAUGUGAACCAGUUCAAGUUUCAGAGCAUCACAGCUGAUGACGCUCUGGAGUUCUACCUCAACUAUUUCCCAGAACUAAAGAAGCAAGGAGUGGAUGUCAUUCCAGGUCUUGAGUUUGAUCGGUGGCUGAAUACACCUGGCUGGCCCCCUUAUCUUCCUGAUCUUUCACCUGGGGAGGAGCUGAUGAAGCCAGCUGAGAAACUGGCGGACCUUUGGGCAUCUCCUGACCAUGACAUGAAGGCAAUUAAAGCAGUAGAUAUCUCUGCUUGGAGAACAUACCAGCUAAUCUUUUUUCUGGAUAAGAUCUUGCAGAAAUCUCCUUUACCGGAUGGGAACAUUGAGAAGAUGAGUAGCUUUUACCCCAAAAUCUCCAAAGCUGAAAAUGCAGAGCUGCGUCUUCGUUGGUGCCAGAUCCUUCUCAAGAAUAAUCAUGAGGCUGAGUUCAGCAAAGUGAAAGACUUUCUUCAGAGCCAGGGAAAGCAGAAGUACACCCUUCCCAUAUACCGAGCCAUGAUGAAUGGUUCAGAGACUGCCCGAGCCCUGGCUGUGGAAGUAUUCUCUGCUACAGCACCACAACUCCAUGUGAACGUCCAGAAUUAUGUCAAAAAGAUCUUGGGACUGAAUACAAAAGGAAACUAGGAAGAAAAACACCAAGCCAAAGAAGUCUGUUGUUUGAUAUUCAGCAGAUGUCUGUUUAUGGUGGGUGGUGGAAAAGGAGAAACUAGCUAUCAAAUGCCAUUUGAAGGGUUGAUGGUGUAGGUAGGGGACAGGUCCCGCAGCCUCCGCAGUCUGCUCUUUUCCUCAGGAAUUGAAUUAAAAUGCUGGGAAUUUCUGGGCGCUUCCAGAAAGUGUUGCUUCUUCAUGGAUAACCUGAUGGUUGGUUUUCUUUCUUUUUAAAAGAUUUAUAAAGAUAAGCACAAUGUUACAUGCACAAAAUGUCAAAGUAAAUCCCCCUUUGUUGUUUUCAAUAAAAGGAGUUACUGAUUAUUGCCAGAAA